AUGUCCCAGCAGGAGCCGCCGAACGCCACGGAGAGCCACGCGCCCCCGGGCAACUCGAGCUUCAGCGCGAGCGCCGCGCCGCUUCCCACGCAAACGGACUCCAGGGACAAGUGGAGUAAAAAGAUGGAUUUCCUGCUGUCCGUCAUCGGCUUCGCCGUGGACCUGGGAAACGUGUGGAGGUUCCCGUACAUCUGCUACCAGAACGGGGGCGGGGCCUUCCUCAUCCCAUAUAUCCUGAUGGCCAUCUUUGGCGGCGUACCGCUCUUCUACAUGGAGCUGGCACUGGGCCAGUUCCACCGGACGGGAGCCAUCUCAAUCUGGAAGCACAUCUGCCCCAUUUUCAAAGGGACUGGAUUUGCCAUCUGCAUCAUUGCACUCUACGUGUCCUUCUACUACAACACCAUCAUUGCCUGGGCCCUCUUCUACUUCUAUUCCUCCUUCGCCAGCACUUUGCCCUGGACCAACUGUGAAAAUGCCUGGAACACAGAGAACUGCACCAACUACUUUGGCAAGAACAACAUCACGUGGACCAACUUCUCCAGGUCGCCGGCCGAGGAGUUUUAUACGAGGAAUGUUCUGGAGAUCCACAAGUCAUCGGGCCUUCGCAACGUUGGGGGAAUCCGCUGGCAGCUUCUUCUGUGCGUCUUCCUCAUCUUCACAAUCGUUUACUUCAGCCUCUGGAAGGGCGUCAAGACAUCGGGGAAGGUGGUGUGGGUGACCGCCACCCUUCCCUACAUGGUGCUCUUCAUCUUGCUCAUCCGUGGAGCCACACUGCCUGGUGCCUGGAGGGGUGUUGAGUUCUACUUGCGGCCCAAGUGGCAGAAGCUUCUGGAGACAAGUGUGUGGGUGGAUGCGGCAGCACAGAUCUUCUUCUCUCUGGGCCCCGGAUUUGGGGUUCUUCUCGCCCUUGCCAGCUACAACCCUUUCACCAAUAAUUGUUACCGGGAUGCCAUCGUCACCAGCCUGGUGAACUGUCUGACCAGCUUUGUGUCCGGUUUUGUUAUCUUCACUGUGCUGGGCUACAUGGCGGAGAUGAGGAACGUUGACGUGGAGGACGUCGCCAGGGAUAAAGGGCCCAGCUUGCUCUUCAUCACCUACCCAGAAGCCAUUGCCAACAUGAUGGGCUCUACCUUUUUCGCCAUCAUCUUCUUUGCAAUGAUGAUCACACUUGGCCUGGACAGUACGUUUGGUGGGCUGGAGGCCAUCAUCACGGCUGUGUUGGACGAGUACCCGGAGUACCUGUCCAACCGCAGGGAACUUUUUGUGUUGGGUUUGGUCACUGUCUGCUUCUUGGGCUCUCUCAGCACUCUUACUAACGGUGGGGCCUAUGUGGUGAAACUUCUAGAAGAGUUUGGUGUUGGAUGUUCAAUAAUUGCUGUAGGGUUCCUGGAAGCCAUUGCUGUUUCAUGGUUUUAUGGUAUCCAGAGAUUCACCAGUGAUGUUAAAGCUAUGCUGGGCUACACUCCAGGUGUGUUUUGGAAGGUAUGCUGGGUGGCCAUCAGUCCUGCAUUUCUAGCGUACAUCAUUGUGAGCUCCCUGCUGAACCAGCCGCCCCUCACCCUCUUUGAUUAUGAGUACCCGGAGUGGAGCAUCACUGUGGGCUACAUCAUUGGCACCUCCUCCUUCAUGUGGAUACCAAUAUACAUGAUCUACAAGCUGGUGUGGACCCCAGGCUCUCUCAAGCAGCGCCUGGCUGUGUGCCUACGACCAGAAAGGACCAUGCCAGACCUCCAGACAGAGUCCCUCUCGAUGACCCCUGUCCCCUAA
Messenger RNA from Scleropages formosus (Asian bonytongue), 1767 nucleotides. It is a transcript of the gene slc6a4b, whose product is annotated as solute carrier family 6 member 4b. Gene Ontology annotation, biological process: serotonin uptake; amino acid transport; sodium ion transmembrane transport. Bases 1 to 1767 code for a protein of 588 amino acids. Gene Ontology annotation, molecular function: serotonin:sodium:chloride symporter activity; serotonin binding. The transcript is spliced from 13 exons. NCBI's taxonomy places the organism in Eukaryota, Metazoa, Chordata, Actinopteri, Osteoglossiformes, Osteoglossidae. The record is from RefSeq and is a predicted model, not a curated record. Gene Ontology annotation, cellular component: neuron projection; synapse; plasma membrane.